AUGGCUCCUUAUCAGAUCCGCCAGUACCAGGAGAGGGACCACACACAGGUUGUGGACAUGUUCUCCAGGGGCAUGAUGGAGCACGUCCCUGCCUGCUUCCGCUACGUGCUGCUGCUGCCCAAGACCCUCCUGCUUUUAUUUGUGGUGCCUCUGACCAUAGUCCUGGUGUCUGGCUCCUGGCUGUUGGCUGUUUUAUGCAUCUUCUUUCUGCUCCUACUCCUGCGGCUCCUUGCCAGACAGCCUUUCAAGGAGUAUGUGGCCAUGAGUUUGCAGACAGACAUGGCUGACAUUACCAAGUCUUACCUGAAUGCACAUGGCUCCUUCUGGGUGGCUGAGUCUGGAGAGCAGGUGGUGGGCAUGGUGGGUUGUCUGCCAGUCAAGGAUCCUCCAUUAGGGGGGAAGCAGAUGCAGCUCUUCCACCUGUCUGUGUCCUCACAACAUCGAGGACAGGGGAUAGCGAAAGCACUGGUCAGAGCUGUCCUGCAGUUUGCACGGGACCAGGGCUACAGUGAUGUUGUCCUUGAGACCAGUGUCAUACAGCAAAGUGCUAUAACCCUCUACGAGGCCAUGGGAUUCCAAAGGACAGGAAAAUAUGCGGAGGUCAGCGUUGUCAAAUGGUUAAUUGUGUUUUCUGUAAUUCAUUUCAUGUAUUCUUUCCCUUCUGCUCAGAAACAUGAACUAUAAUCUUAUUUCUUACCAUAUAGAUCAGGUUCCAAUUACUGUACUGUAACAAAAUAAUAAAAGCAUAUUUUUCAUG
Messenger RNA from Mastomys coucha (southern multimammate mouse), 757 nucleotides. Its product is annotated as probable N-acetyltransferase CML5. NCBI's taxonomy places the organism in Eukaryota, Metazoa, Chordata, Mammalia, Rodentia, Muridae. The coding region runs from base 1 to 684 and encodes 227 amino acids. The transcript has a single exon. Gene Ontology annotation, molecular function: N-acetyltransferase activity. The record is from RefSeq and is a predicted model, not a curated record.